UUUAUAUCGUGAACGUAGAAUCACAAACCCACAAUUUUGAUUUUAUUUGUAUUUUAGUGUAUAUUUAUAAUGAAAUUGAGCCCUGAUAUAAUUUCAAGGGGGUACCAUCUUUUAUGUCCCACAGGAGAUCGCACUUUAUCUUUGAGGGGUUUAAGAAUCUCCGUAAUUGCUAACCUCGGAACCACAAAUGACGAUUAUGAUUCUAUAGAUCUUUCAAACAAUGAUAUAAUAAAGUUAGAAAAUUUCCCGCUACUAACUAGGCUUAAAACUUUGAUUGUUGCCGGAAAUCGCAUUUCCAAAAUCGCUAAUGAUAUUUCAGAAUCCCUUCCAAACUUAACUUCUUUGGUUUUAACCAAUAAUUCCAUUACAAGCGUUUCACAACUUGAGCCACUCUUCAACUGUAUUCCACACAUUUUCUAAUAUAUUUUAGGUAAAAAAUUAGAAAGGCUAGCCGUACUCGACAACCACGUCGUUGCUGUUCCUCACUUCAGAGAGUACCUAAUUCACAAGAUUCCUUCACUAAAAUAUUUAAAUUUUACUAGGAUUAAUCAGAAGGAACGGGAGGAAUCCAACACUCUCUUUAAUUCUGACAAGAGAGACAAACUGUUGGCUGAAAUGGGAUACACACUAGAAAAUAACAAUAAUGAAGAUGAAUAAUUUAGUUUUGUAAAUUUAUUCUUUUAUACUAUCACGCUUGGAAAAUUGCCAGAUUGUAAAUUGUUUAGAUUAAAUCUUUUAAAGAUGAUUCA
This is a messenger RNA of Theileria parva strain Muguga, 749 nucleotides long. Its product is annotated as Leucine-rich repeat family protein. Bases 70 to 420 code for a protein of 116 amino acids. Gene Ontology annotation, biological process: mRNA splicing, via spliceosome. Lineage: Eukaryota; Apicomplexa; Aconoidasida; Piroplasmida; Theileriidae. The record is from RefSeq and is a predicted model, not a curated record. The transcript has 6 exons. Gene Ontology annotation, molecular function: U2 snRNA binding; protein binding.